AUGGACCCCUCUACUCGUAUCCCCACCGCCACCUCGGUCGUCGAGUCCAUCGUCGUCGAGGCGCCCCUCGCCCAUGUCUGGCACCUCGUCAAGCUCGAGGACUUCUCCAAGUUCUGGUCCAAGCUCAACAAGAGCGAGUUCGUCAAGGGCACCUCUCCCGACACCGACAUUAUCAAGUGGUCCUUCAAGGAUGGCACCGUCCUCGAAGUCAAGCAGGAAGAGCACUCGACUAUCAACCACUACAUCACGUACUCCGUCAUCACCGCCGAGCCGAACCUCAGCUACUCGUCCUCCCUGAGCACCAUUCGUCUCUUCCCCAUCACCUCGGGCCAGCACGAGAACCACACUUUUGUCCAGUGGUCCGGCUUCUUCUCCAGCGAUGCCGAUGCCGGUGUAAUCGAGGAUGGAAAGUACAAACGUCGUGAGGCUCUUGCUGACCUUGCCGCUGCGGCUGUCAAGUCUGCAUCUUGA
Molecule: messenger RNA, 471 nt
Organism: Thyridium curvatum
Lineage: Eukaryota; Fungi; Ascomycota; Sordariomycetes; Thyridiales; Thyridiaceae
Exons: 3
Coding region: 1-471 (156 amino acids)
Source: RefSeq, a predicted model, not a curated record